CAACUUCCUGUUUACUAGUAUUCUCUGUUCCUAAAAUGGCGUCAGUGGCGGAGAGGCAGCCGCCACUUCAAUCAACACGGUCUUUUGAAAAUGACGAGAAUUCGCCGACUAUUUUGCCAUGGGAUAGAUUUUCAAACUGGCUUCACUGUGUGUGUGUCGUGACAUUCGAUUUGGAGCUUGGACAGGCUAUGGAGCUUGUGUAUCCAUCCCAUGUUAAGCUUUCUGAAAAGGAGAAAAUGAAUAUUUGUUAUUUAUCUUUUCCUGAUUCAAACUCAGGUUGUAUGGGGGAUACCCUUUUUAACUAUCGUAUCAGGCAACACACGACUACAUUCAACAGAAAAGCUGCAACAUUGAGUACACGAAAUGCAUAUGAACGAAGGGGACCUGUCACAUUACAGGGUGAAAAUGCCUAUUACCACGGCUUUGUUUAUUUUCGUCAAGUUAGAGAUAAAUCUUCUCGAAGAGGCUAUUUUCAAAAGUCUGUGGUACUGAUUACCAAGCUGCCAUAUAUCAAUCUAUUUACUCACUUAAUAGAUAUUAUAGCACCAGAAUAUUUUGAUAAUGGGGAGCCAUGUCUGGAAGCAGCAUGUCAUGAUAUAGAUCAAUGGUCUCCACCAUUUCCAGGAGCAACUUUACAUUUACCUAUUAUGGGUGUGGUGCUACAAGUCAGAAUACCAUCAAAACAUGAUAAACCUGCACAGUCACAAGUUAUAAAACCUAUAUUGUCUCCUGGCAGUGCUCCACCAAUUGUGAUACCAUCUGUCAAUGAAGUAGAAGUUUUCAAAUGUUUUCAACCAGUUUUACCUCAUAUACAGUUGUUAUGGGAGUUAAUACUCACCAAUGAACCUAUUGUUGUGAUGGCUCCUUCACCCACCUUUUGCUCAGACACAGUGCAGGCGCUUGUCUUUAUGAUGUCACCGCUGAAGUACACAUCAGAUUACAGACCUUAUUUUACUAUACAUGAUAGCGAGUUUAAAGAGUACACUACUAAAACCCAGGCACCACCACCUGUUAUACUGGGUGUUACUAAUCCAUUUUUUGCAAAGACCCUGCAACAUUGGCCACAUAUCAUUAGAAUAGGAGAAAUGGGGCCUGUAGAUAAAAGUUCAUGGAAGAAAAAGAAAUCUAGUAAUAUAAAAACGCUAGAAUCCAAACCAGGUGUUUACACAAGAUAUAAACCGUUUUUGAACAAGGAUAAAACAGUACUUAAAAGACUGCAAAAGAUUUCCAUACAAGGACUGAGGGGUGAAAUAAUUGCAAAGGGUAUACAGAAUAAGAGGCCUGUUGAAGUACAAGACGCCAUGUUGAAACGUCAUUUUCUAGAAUUAACACAGAGUUUUAUGAUUCCACUUGAGAGAUAUGUUGCUAGUCUUAUGCCAUUACAAAGAAAUAUAUCUCCAUGGAAGCAACCACCAAGGCUAAAACCAUUUCUACCUGAAGAAUUUAUUAAGACACUAGAACAUUCAGGUCCUCAACUGACAUCAGGUCUCACAGGUGAUUGGAUUGGUCUAUACAGGAGGUUUUUCAAGUCCUCAAAUUUUGAAGCUUGGUUGAGAAGCCGACAACAGGAAGUAAAUCAGAAGUUGUCCAUAUUACAUCUUGAUGCUUUAUGCGAUGCUGAUCUAAUGCAAUGGAUUAAAGAUAAACAAGAAGUGGAAAUUGUUGAUCUUAUUUUAAGACUCAGGGACAAGUUGGCUACUGUAUGUGCUCCUGAUCUGCCAACCAGACAGGAAAGAAUAAACCAACUGAAAAUCCAUAUGGAUCACAUUAUAUCCAGCCUACCAGAUGAUUUACAGUCUAUUUUGAAAAGUAAUUGACAUGAUUUUGUUUGAAAUUGUAUCUGCGAUGUAUUGCCUGGACAGAUGAGAAGCUCUGAUAAUCUGUGAACGUUUGUGUAUAUACAAGGACAGAGAUACGUCUUAGUGCAUCACACACAUAGAAUACUAAGUAUUCACUUAUUAUAUAUGUUUGUGUAUAUUGAACAUGACAGGUAACAGUUCGUGAUGUGAUGCACUUUGAAAGUAACAUGGUCAGCAUGAAAUGAAAUGAUGAACAGUCAUGUGUUGUUGGCUGAGGAUAAAGUUGCACUAGUCGUAUAUCAUUGUUGCAACUAAUGAGAUCAUUGGUAAUUCUUCCUGGAAAUGUCUUCACUAAUAAUGUCAGAAUGUAUUAUUCAAAAUACUGGUCAUUAUAUGUACUAGAUUUUACACUGCCAAUACUUUAUUACCGUAAAAAACUCUAUUAAU
Saccoglossus kowalevskii is the source of this 2246-nucleotide messenger RNA. Its product is annotated as protein DENND6A-like. Gene Ontology annotation, cellular component: recycling endosome. Gene Ontology annotation, molecular function: guanyl-nucleotide exchange factor activity. The record is from RefSeq and is a predicted model, not a curated record. Lineage: Eukaryota; Metazoa; Hemichordata; Enteropneusta; Harrimaniidae.